This is a messenger RNA of Stomoxys calcitrans (stable fly), 1604 nucleotides long. It is a transcript of the gene Coq6, whose product is annotated as ubiquinone biosynthesis monooxygenase COQ6, mitochondrial. The coding region runs from base 33 to 1430 and encodes 465 amino acids. Gene Ontology annotation, cellular component: mitochondrion. Gene Ontology annotation, molecular function: 2-octaprenyl-6-methoxyphenol hydroxylase activity; FAD binding; oxidoreductase activity, acting on paired donors, with incorporation or reduction of molecular oxygen, NAD(P)H as one donor, and incorporation of one atom of oxygen. Gene Ontology annotation, biological process: ubiquinone biosynthetic process. The transcript has a single exon. Lineage: Eukaryota; Metazoa; Arthropoda; Insecta; Diptera; Muscidae. The record is from RefSeq and is a predicted model, not a curated record.
CCUGAGCGAACGAACGAAAUUUCGGGAGUGCAAUGAGCUUAUUGUUAAAAAACUCUACCCGUGUGGGACUCAGAAAUCCAUCUAUUUUACUGCGUUCCUUCUGCGUAUCAUCUAGUGCUAAGGAAAGCAAUGCAACAGACGAACAUUAUGAUAUAAUCAUAGGCGGUGGUGGUCUAGUGGGAACUGCAUUGGCAGCAGCCUUAUCUAAAAAUAAGACCUUAGCCGAUAAAAGCAUACUACUACUGGAAGGAGCCCCACCCUUCAAGGGCUUCGAUGUCAGCAAACCAUAUGGUAAUCGUGUUUCCGCCAUUAACAAGAAAACCAUUUCUUUAUUCGAAUCUAUUGGCAUUUGGGAACGUAUGACAAAUGCACGUGUUAAGCCGGUUAAGCAAAUGCAAGUUUGGGAUGCAAAUAGUGAUGCUCUGAUAAAUUUCCAACACGAGCAUUUUGCCGACGAUGUGGCUUGUAUAGUUGAAAAUGACUUAAUGCUAGACUCCAUAUAUGGCCAAUUGAAGGAGAAUGCACCUAAUGUCAUGGUGCGCAAUCUUUCAAGAAUAUCUGACGUUAAAUUACCCAGCAAAACUGGUAAAAAUGUAUCGGAAGUUACUCUGCAGGGUGGUGAAAAAUUCUCUUGUGAGCUUUUAAUUGGAGCCGAUGGUGCCAAUUCAAUGGUGCGUAAAGAAAUGGGGGUUGAUGUUUACUCCAUGGAUUACAAGCGCAUGGGGCUUGUAGCGACUUUGGAAUUAGGCGAUGCUGGAGAUAAUUCUGUUGCAUGGCAAAGAUUUAUACCAACCGGACCAGUUGCUCUACUACCAUUAACGGAUAAAUUAAGUUCACUGGUGUGGAGUACAACAGUACCUCAUGCCAAGGAAUUGCUUAAUAUGUCGUCGGAAAACUUCGUCGAUGCUUUGAAUGAGGCUUUUUGCAAGGAAUAUCCCAAAAAUGAGGCGGCAGUCAAAGCUCUUGAUAUUCUGAACUCAAUGAUGGGUCGCAAUACAAAUACCUUGCGCCAAUAUCCUCCACGUGUCUGUGGGGUCUUAGACAAAUCUAGGGCCACAUUUCCUCUGGGAUUCUUACACGCGUCCUCGUACAUAUGUAGCGGUGCAGCAUUAAUUGGAGAUGCGGCCCAUCGCGUACAUCCUUUGGCCGGACAAGGUGUCAAUCUUGGUUUUAGUGAUGUCUCCUUUUUGGUGGAGUGCCUAGCCGAAGGUGCCUACGCAGGAGCCAAAUUGGGCGAUAAACAGUAUCUUAUGAAAUAUGAACAGCGCAGCUUAAUGAAAAAUGUACCUAUUUUAGUGGGUAUUCAUGGUCUACAUACACUAUACACUACCACCUUUAGCCCUGUGGUCUUUCUAAGGAGUUUGGGUUUACAAUUGACCAAUAAUAUACCGCAAAUAAAAGAUGUUUUCAUGAAGAGAGCCAUGGGCUGAAAGGGAAAUGGAUAUAAAGAGCUAAAGCUCUGCUCAGCUAUAUUAAAAUAAUUACUACAUAUACAUAUAUAUAAAAUUAAUUUGUUUAACGAUCAAUUUAUCGAUAUUUUCUAUUUUAUAACAAACACGAAUGUCUAUAAAUUUUUUUGGAAUAAAGGUGGUACUAUAUCUAAA